Paramecium octaurelia is the source of this 210-nucleotide messenger RNA. The record is from the annotation of a GenBank genome assembly. Lineage: Eukaryota; Ciliophora; Oligohymenophorea; Peniculida; Parameciidae.
AUGUUCUCGUGCUUCAUUGUUCGCAAUAUUCUAAUUUCUCUCAAGACUCUUUUAGCAUCUAUUUCAUCUCUCACCAGGUGGAGCUUCUUAAUAGCCACUUUCUAGUAAUCAGGGUCUGUCUAUUUCUUAUCAAUAGCCAAUGCAACAUGUCCAUAUGCACCAGCCCCUAGUAAUUUUUUAACAUCAUAUCUAGGCCCUACAUUAAAUUGA